Messenger RNA from Propithecus coquereli (Coquerel's sifaka), 1401 nucleotides. It is a transcript of the gene TRMT11, whose product is annotated as tRNA methyltransferase 11 homolog (S. cerevisiae). Gene Ontology annotation, molecular function: nucleic acid binding. Gene Ontology annotation, biological process: methylation. Bases 1 to 1383 code for a protein of 460 amino acids. Gene Ontology annotation, cellular component: cytoplasm. The record is from RefSeq and is a predicted model, not a curated record. The transcript has 13 exons. Lineage: Eukaryota; Metazoa; Chordata; Mammalia; Primates; Indriidae.
AUGGCGCUGCCGUGCACCCUGAACAGGUAUCUGCUGCUCAUGGCGCAGGAGCACCUGGAGUUCCGCCUGCCGGAAAUAAAGUCUUUGCUUUCACUUUUUGGAGGUCAGUUCACUAGCAGUCAGGAAACUUAUGGAAAGUCACCAUUUUGGAUCCUUAGCAUUCCCUCUGAAGAAAUUGCAAGAAACUUAAUGAAACGGACAGUGUGUGCCAAGUCUAUAUUUGAGCUAUGGGGUCAUGGAAAAUCUCCUGAAGAGCUGUACAAUUCUCUUAAAAAUUACCCUGCGGAGAAGAUGAUUCCAUUUCUACAUUCAGACUCUACGUAUAAAAUAAAGAUUCACACAUUUAAUAAAACAUUGACACAAGAAGAAAAAGUCAAACGAAUAGAUGCACUUGAAUUCCUGCCAUUUGAAGGAAAAGUGAAUUUAAAGAAGCCACAACAUAUAUUCUCUAUUUUGGAGGAUUAUGGUUUGGACCCAAACCGCAUCCCUGAGAAUCCACAUAAUAUUUAUUUUGGUAGAUGGAUUGCAGAUGGACAGAGAGAGCUUAUUGAGUCAUACAGUGUCAAAAAGAGACACUUUAUUGGAAAUACAAGCAUGGAUGCUGGCUUAUCAUUCAUCAUGGCUAACCAUGGAAAAGUGAAAGCAAAUGAUAUUGUCUUUGAUCCAUUUGUUGGAACAGGUGGCCUCCUGAUAGCUUCUGCUCAUUUUGGUGCCUAUGUAUAUGGGACAGACAUAGACUACAACACGGUUCACGGUUUAGGAAAGACCAGUAGGAAAAACCAGAAAUGGAGAGGACCAGAUGAAAAUAUUAGGGCAAAUCUUCGUCAGUAUGGUUUAGAGAAGUACUACCUUGAUGUCCUGGUUUCAGAUGCGUCUAAACCUUCCUGGAGGAAGGGCACAUAUUUUGAUGCAAUUAUCACUGAUCCUCCAUAUGGUAUCAGAGAAUCUAUAAGAAGAACAGGUUCACAGAAGGAAAUACCAAAGGGGAUAGAAAAAUGUCCAGAAAGCCACGUUCCUAUUUCCUUGAGUUAUCAUCUGAGUGAUAUGUAUUUUGACCUGUUAAACUUUGCAGCUGAGACCCUGGUAUUAGGUGGAAGACUAGUCUAUUGGUUACCAGUAUAUACACCAGAGUACACGGAGGAGAUGGUGCCCUGGCACCCUUGCCUGGAACUCAUUAGCAACUGUGAGCAGAAGCUUUCCAGUCACACAUCAAGGCGCUUGAUCACAAUGGAAAAGGUGAAGAAAUUUGAGAACCGGGACCAGUAUUCACAUCUACUGAGUGAUCAUUUUCUACCAUAUCAAGGUCAUAAUUCCUUCCGUGAGAAAUAUUUUAGUGGAGUAACAAAAAGAAUUGCCAAGGAAGAAAAAUCCAGCCAGGAAUGAAAAUUAAGAUUUUGACAA